Messenger RNA from Trematosphaeria pertusa, 787 nucleotides. RefSeq lists its product as uncharacterized. The record is from RefSeq and is a predicted model, not a curated record. NCBI's taxonomy places the organism in Eukaryota, Fungi, Ascomycota, Dothideomycetes, Pleosporales, Trematosphaeriaceae. The transcript is spliced from 2 exons. The coding region runs from base 77 to 556 and encodes 159 amino acids.
CUCCAUUGACAACGCCAACGCCAGCACUCUACUUUCCCGCUCACUCAAAUUCUCUUGUAACGAAACCGUCAAUCUAAUGGCUAUUAGCGACACGUCAUGUCGUGUCGCUAUAUACGUCAAGGUCACUAAUAUCGAGGGCAAUCCCCUUAGCAGACACGUUACUCUAGGGCAAGCGUUCUGUUCUAGCGUGCUCUCGCGAGACUUCCGUAACCAAAUUCAACCCGACGGGUACGAUGCUUGCCACAUCCCUGCGAACUUCGACUCUGAUAAGGGCGUCUCUGUCUAUUUUCUCUUCGACAUAGGUGUUAAGGGGCUGUUACCUGAGGACGACCUGUUAUCGAUUCCACACUUUGUCUAUCUCGCUAGUCGGGCACAGGGGGAUUGGAACUUUAUUCCUCGUCCAAGAGCUAUCGAAAAAGCCAAGCAGAGAGCGCGGAAAUAUCCUUGGGGAGGCAAAGUGGAGCAGGAGAUGUUCGCAGAGCUCCUUAAUCAAGGCGUCUCCGGAGGGAUCUCCCGUUUACACUCUGGGCAGUUUGUGUCAGGUUCGUCCUCCUGAAGAACAUGAUCAUGGGUCCUUUGAUCUUCUGGGCAACUUUGUCCCCUUGCAAUCGCUACUGGACACUGGGCGAUAUGUUUGAUGCGAGUAGGUUCAUCACCUAAACUGGCAUGCCAGGCGGAGCACGCGAACAUGGCUCGUACGUUCUGACACAUCUUAGGGCAGUCGUUAACGAUACCUUUUGCGUUGGUUCGACAAAUAGUAUACCUCGUCCUCGCUUUCGAAACGUCU